Dovyalis caffra is the source of this 1428-nucleotide messenger RNA. Lineage: Eukaryota; Viridiplantae; Streptophyta; Magnoliopsida; Malpighiales; Salicaceae. The record is from the annotation of a GenBank genome assembly.
AUGGAACAAUCCCCGCCACCCGCAAAGAGCUGGAGCAUCCACACUCGAUCUGAAAUCAUAUCCAAAUACGAAAUCCAAGGACGAGUGGGUUCCGGCGCCUACUCCGACGUGUACAAAGCCAGGCGACUCUCCGACAAUCUCACAGUGGCUCUCAAAGAAAUCCACGACUACCAGUCUGCAUAUAGAGAAAUCGAGGCACUACAGGUCCUCCAGAACUGCCCCAACGUCGUCGUUUUGCACGAGUAUUUUUGGAGAGAAGACGAGGAUGCUGUUCUUGUUUUGGAGUUCUUGAGGACUGAUUUGGACGCUGUUAUUAAGGAAGGGAAAAAGAGGGGUGAUGGUGUUGGCGUUGGAGAAGUUAAGAGAUGGAUGGUUCAGAUUUUAUGUGGGGUUGAUGCGUGUCAUAGGAAUAUGAUCGUGCAUCGUGAUUUGAAACCUACUAAUUUGUUGAUUUCUGAUGAUGGGGUUCUUAAGUUGGCUGAUUUUGGCCAGGCGAGGAUAUUAAUGGAGCCUGGGUUUGUUGCACCUGAUGAGAACACUCAGCAGUACGAACAGAACCCGUUAUUUCAGGAACAUACUGCUCCACCAGCUGAAGUUGUUCCUGAGAUGGACAGCUCAUCUGAAGGACUGCGAAACAAAAGGCAAGGUAUAGUUAGUAGAGAAGAAUCAUUUAGGGAGAUUUGUGAGUACAACAUUCAAGACUCAUUAGAUGACAUUGAUAAGGAAACAAGUAUUCAGGAUGGAGAUACUUCUUGUCUUGCAACUGGCACGGCAAGUGACAUAGGAGAUGAUACGCUAAAGAGUUACUGUUCAUAUGAGGUUGAGGAUGCUGAAAAUGAAAGACGUGGUGCACUCACUUCAUGUGUUGGAACACGGUGGUUCCGGGCUCCUGAACUACUCUAUGGAUCCACAGACUAUGGCCUGGAGGUUGAUCUGUGGUCUUUGGGCUGUAUUUUUGCUGAGCUUUUGACCCUUGCACCCCUUUUCCCAGGCACUUCUGAUAUAGAUCAGAUUAGCAGAAUUAUUAGUGUCUUGGGAAACUUGACUGAGGAAGUGUGGCCUGGCUGUCUAAAACUUUCUGAUUACGGAACAAUUUCUUUUGCCAAGGUGGAAAAUCCCACUGGCAUAGAAGCCUGCCUCCCUAACUGUUCCCCUGAUGAAAUCUCUCUGGUCAAGAAGCUGGUCUGCUAUGACCCAGCAGCCAGGGCAACAGCAAUGGAAUUGCUCCAUGAUGAGUACUUUAGCAAACAGCCUCUUCCGGUUCCCCUCUCUGAUCUUCGGGUUCCUUUAACAAAUAGUGGACAGGAUGAGGAUUCUCCUGGUGGGUGGCAUGGCUACAAUGAUAUGGAAUCCGAUUCUGAUUUUGAUGACUUUGGCCCAAUGAGUGUCCACACCAGCUCUGGUGGUUUCUCCCUACAGUUUUCCUGA